Molecule: messenger RNA, 1791 nt
Organism: Penicillium salamii
Lineage: Eukaryota; Fungi; Ascomycota; Eurotiomycetes; Eurotiales; Aspergillaceae
Source: the annotation of a GenBank genome assembly
AUGCAUUCGAUCAUCUAUACAGGGGUGCUCUGCGCCUUGGCCGCACCAACAAUGGGCAUUGUUUUGGAAGAUUUACCAGGAGUACCAAAUGGCUGGUCAUUUGCCAAUGAACCUCCAGAUGACUCAACCAUAUCGCUGUCCAUCGCCCUUGGACGUCAAAAUCUGGACCAGUUGAAAUCAAGACUGACCAAUUUGUCAACACCUGGCUCCGCAGAAUAUGGAAAGUGGCUCGAGAAGGAUGACAUCGAUUCCCAAUUUCCAAUUGUUGACAAAGCACCUGUUGUUAAGUGGCUCCAGCAGGCGGGAAUUUCAGAAAUCGCCGGCGGUCGUGCCUUGCUCAACUUCACCGGCAGCGUUGACAACGUCAACCGAUUGCUCAACGCCAGCUUUGCAUACUACCAGAAUGGGGAUUCGAAGAACUAUAUCGACAUCAUCUCACCUACCGUUUACUUCGGAAAGGCCCAGGGUGCCGCUCCAGUGAGCUCAAAGUCAAGCCAAGUACAAGGUCAAAAAGGUUCCUCCACAGAGGUUUCGCCGUCAUGCCAAACUUCAAUCACACCUUCAUGUUUAAAGGAGAUGUACAAUAUCGGCGACUAUGUCCCGGAUCCUGCAGCUGGGAGCCGCAUUGGAUUUGGUAGUUUUCUCAACCAGUCUGCUCAAAAGUCCGACCUAGAGGCGUAUGAGGCUCUCUUCAACAUACCGUCGCAGAGCUUCACCGUGGAGACAAUCAAUGGCGGCCUGGACAACCAGAAUGCUCUUGGUAGUGAGGUGGGCGAGGCAAAUCUGGAUGUUCAGCUAAUCAUCGCCGUUGCCCAUCCUCUCCCAGUCCAUGAGUUCAUCACUGGCGAUGUUGCACCUUUCAUUCCAGAUGCCGAUGAACCGACAGAAGCGGAUGGUUCAAAUGAGCCAUACUUGACAUACUAUGAAUACCUGCUUUCGAAAGAAAAUUCCGAUUUGCCUCAAGUCAUCUCUAACUCAUAUGGCGAUGAUGAGCAGGUAAGUCAUGCAAUAAACCAAGAUCGAAAAACAAUCUCUGAUUAUUUGAAGACUGUACCAGAGAAGUACGCCAGACGAGUGUGCGAUUUGAUCGGCUUAAACAGUCUGCGUGGGAUGAGUAUCAUUCACUCUUCUGGCGACGAAGGCGUUGGCUCAGCUUGCCAAGCCAGUGACGGUGUCACUCCCCAAUUCAACCCGAUUUUCCCAGCAACCUGUCCCUACGUUACAGCUAUAGGUGGAACCUCCGGCGUUGCCCCCGAAGUUGCCUGGAAUGCUUCAUCCGGUGGUUUUUCCAACUACUUCGCCCGGGCGUGGUACCAGGAAUCGGCCGUGAAGCAAUAUUUCACUCAAGUUACCUCCGAGACCAAGGAUUAUUAUUCUAAUUUUGCGGACUUCGAAGGUCGUGGGUAUCCGGAUGUAUCUGCCCACAGCUUGUACCCCGACUACGAAGUGAUCAAUCUCGGAGAAAAGUCUGCCUCGGGAGGUACAUCUGCUGCUGCGCCUACCUUUGCUGGAAUCGUCGGCCUCCUCAAUGAUGCCCGCCUACGAGCCGGAAAGCCUGUUCUUGGCUUCCUGAACCCGUUCCUGUACUCACAGGGCCAACAAGCACUGAACGACAUAGUCGACGGCCACUCAUAUGGAUGUGGCGGCAUCAAUCCUCAAACCCAAAAGGCUGUCAGCGGCAGUCUGAUAAUACCUGGUGCUUACUGGAAUGCGACUAAAGGCUGGGAUUCAGUGACUGGUCUCGGAACUCCCGACUUUCAGAAAUUGAAAGAUCUGGUGCUGGCCCUGUGA